Molecule: messenger RNA, 2512 nt
Organism: Sorghum bicolor (sorghum)
Lineage: Eukaryota; Viridiplantae; Streptophyta; Magnoliopsida; Poales; Poaceae
Product: phosphoglycerate kinase
Exons: 14
Coding region: 359-2308 (649 amino acids)
Biological process (GO): tRNA modification; gluconeogenesis; glycolytic process
Cellular component (GO): cytosol
Molecular function (GO): ATP binding; phosphoglycerate kinase activity; ADP binding
Source: RefSeq, a predicted model, not a curated record
CUCCAAUUCCAGCGGGCUGGGGUCAUCCCACUUCGCUUCCGCUCGUGACGCGCCCCAAACGGAUAUAGCUCGCGCAUACUCUCUCCGGCACUCGCUCCCCAAUUCUCACCAGGAGUGACGGUGACCCCGGCGCGCCGCUGCGGGCGACGCGCCUCGCCUCACCUCUUCAAUUGCGGCGACGCUGGUCGAGCGACGGAGCGCUUCGCUAGGUCUUCAUUGAGCCCUUCGCCGGCGAGAACUCGCACCAGUGUACACGCCCUGUCCUAUACUGGAACAGCCACUGCUGAUUAGCAUCACCAGGCAUUUCAGAGGUUUGUAACUUUCAGUUAAGCUCAUCAAGGUUUCCUUGGUUAGAGCCAUGGCUGCUCCUGCUGGAUUCCAGGUCGCCAUGAAUAGUAGCUACUUUUUGGGGGGACACGGACUAUCCAGGUUGAAAUGUAGAGUACGGUGCUCUCAGCUACAGAUCUCUACUAAUUCAGUUCAUAAUAAGAUAGAGAAGGACAAAUAUUCUUACUCUGAUCAGUCAACAUCAUAUCUACAUGUACAAUCUCUUAGGGACUUUCCGACUGAAAAACUUUCUGGAGAGGUAGUUUUGGUGCGUCUUGAUUCUUCACUUAUCUGUGGGAAGUUGGGACCAUGCAGUUCCUCACUUGAAAGAGCUUUGCUAACUAUCAAAUACUUGUGCAAAGCAAGAGCGAAAGUGGUCAUAGCCACCAGUUGGGAUACAGUCCAGUCUGAUAAUCGAGUGAUUGAAUCAGUUGGUUCUUUUGCAGAGUAUUUGUCAUCACUUCUUCAUGUACAAGUCAUCCCAGUAGAUGGUGAGCCUGGUUUAACAUCAUUUAAGCAAGAAGAGUGGGCUCAGAACAGUAUUAUUUUGUUUGAAAAUCUUGUGAACUUCAGAGGAGAAGUUGCUAAUUGCAAAGAUUUUUCUCAGAAGCUAGCUUCAGGUGCCACGAUAUUUGUCAAUGAUUCUUUCUCACUGUCUCAUAAGAUUCUUGCAUCAACUGUCGGUAUCACGUGCUUCUGCUAUGCGUCUCUUGGUGGUUUCCAUUUUGAGGAGGAGCUUAUGCAAUUGAUAAAGAUCACGGACACCACGAGGCGCCCAUAUAUUGCCAUUAUUGGAGGCAGUAACUUCUUGAGAAAAGCACCUGCUCUUCAGAUGUUAACCUCUCUAUGUGAUGGGUUGUUCUUUGUUGGAAAAUUAUCAUUUCAAAUAAUGAACGGCCUUGGAAUGACAGUGCCCUCUCGAUUCAUAGAAAGAAGUGCAGUUAAGGAAGUACUACAGAUUAUUCAAGUUGCUAGGGAUAGGAAUAUUCCUAUUUAUUAUCCAACAGAUCUCUGGUGCUUGAAAAAUGAUGGCAGUGAAACAUUGGGAGUAAUCAGCUCUACUGGACAAUUGGCUGGCUGGACACCAGUUGAUAUAGGACCAUCAACAUUGGAGAAAAUUUCUUCUAUAAUUCCAUCAUAUGAGAAGAUACUAUGGAUUGGCCCUACAAAUUACAAUUUAACAGAAACAUUUUCAGUUGGUGGAACACAGUUGGGUGAAAUAAUGGAAAAGGCAAGCUCCGAUAGCUGUGAUGUUGUUUUAGUGGGGAGUGCAGCAUGCAAGGCAAUAGAAAGAAAAACAGAUUCCUCAUCUCAAUAUGCAGAAUUUCAAAAUGCCACUGUUGUUUGGGAAUUCCUCAAAGGAAGAAUAUUGCCUGGUAUAGCAGCAUUGGACAAAUGCUACCCCUACCGGAUUCCAUGGAGCACUGUCUUCUUUGAACCUACACUACCGUUAGUGGUUGAUAUUGGAAGUGGAAAUGGUUUGUUUCUUUUUCAAAUGGCUAAAAGCUGUGAAAGUUCAAAUUUCCUUGGGCUUGAGAUGAACGAAAAGCUUGUUAUAAGGUGCCUCCAAGGUAUGACUUCAGAUGAGAAAAGGAACUUAUAUUUUGUGUCAACAAAUGCAACGUCCACAUUCCGUUCCAUAGUUUCAAGUUAUCCUGGACGGUUGACUCUUGUCACAAUACAGUGCCCAAAUCCUGACUUCAACAAAGAGCAAAAUAGGUGGAGAAUGGUGCGAAGAAUGCUCGUUGAAGCUGUCGUCGACCUCCUUCAUACCAAUGGACAGGUUUAUCUGCAGUCAGACGUGGAGUCCGUUCUGCUCGUGAUGAAAGAGCAGUUCCUCUCCUACAGCAAGGGUCAGCUUGUCAUAGACGGGGUUAGUGGCCACCAGAUCGAUAACCCGUUCGGCGUGGUAUCCGAUUGGGAGCGCCACGUCCUCGCUCGCGGAGCUCCCAUGUACAGGACGAUGCUAAAGAAAGUGUGAUUGCAUUGCCCGUCUGAGAAAUUUGAACAUUGCAUUGUUUUGUCACCAUGGCUGCUUCGGACAUGGCCAACGUUCACGGAUCCACUCGGUUAGAUAAAAGUAUCUUUUUUUUGUUGUUGAUAAAACAUCAUAUAUGUGGCAAAAAUUGUGUGGUUAAAUCUUAAGUCGGAUUCAAUCCAACGGGAGAAACGCAUCUCUUCCCAA